This is a messenger RNA of Chinchilla lanigera (long-tailed chinchilla), 2000 nucleotides long. RefSeq names its product meiosis-specific nuclear structural 1 (gene Mns1). The record is from RefSeq and is a predicted model, not a curated record. The transcript is spliced from 10 exons. Lineage: Eukaryota; Metazoa; Chordata; Mammalia; Rodentia; Chinchillidae. Gene Ontology annotation, biological process: cilium organization. Bases 118 to 1605 code for a protein of 495 amino acids. Gene Ontology annotation, cellular component: motile cilium.
CGUUGCCGCGACACCGAGUAAACACCGAGCGUGCGGCGGGAGCGGUGGCGGCUGCUGCGGCGGAAGUUGGUUGCUUCAGGAACCUGAAAGGGAGAAACCUGAUUUUCGUCAGCCAAGAUGGCUUCCAAAAGGAGAACUUUGAGCUUUAGUGAAAGGCAUCAAAAAUUAGUAGAUCAAAACUACUGCAAAAAAUUGCAUGUCGGAGCAAUGAAAGAGAUAGAGAGUCAAGUCAGGAAUCAAACUGUGCAGAAUGAAAAUGAUGACCGUGUUGAGCGCAAGAGAUUCCUCAGGUUAUUACAGGAUGAGCAGUUUGAGUUGGAUUUGGAAGAAGCCAUCCAAAAAGCAGAAGAAAACAAGAGAUUAAGGGAAGGCCAGCUUGAACAAGAAGAAAAACUGGCUAUGGAACUGGCAAAACUAAAACAUGAAAGUCUGAAAGAUGAAAAGAUGAGGCAACAAGUAAGAGAAAACAGUAUUGAGCUCAGAGAAUUAGAGAAGAAAUUAAGAGCUGCUUACAUGAAUAAAGAGAGGGCAGCCCAGAUUGCAGAGAAGGAUGCCAUUAAGUACGAGCAAAUGAAACGUGAUGCUGAAAUAGCCAAAACCAUGAUGGAAGAGCACGAGAGAGUGAUGAAGGAGGAAAGUGCUCUAGAAGACAAACGGAGCAAAGAGAAAGCACAGUACUAUCUUGACUUAGAGAAACAACUUGAAGAACAAGAAAAGAGAAAGCAGGAAGCUUAUGAGCAGUUGCUGAAAGAAAAGCUGAUGGUUGAUGAAAUCGUUAGGAAAAUAUAUGAAGAAGAUCAGUUGGAAAGACAACAAAAGUUAGAAAAAAUGAAUGCAACUCGGAAGUACAUUGAAGAGUUUCAGAAAGAGCAGGCUCUGUGGAGAAAAAAGAAGCGUGAGGAGAUGGAAGAGGAAAACCGGAAAAUCCUGGAGUUUGCCAACAUGCAGCAACAGAGAGAAGAAGAAAGGAUGGCAAAAGUUCAAGAAACUGAGGGGAAAAGACUGCAGCUUCAAAACAUGCUGAUUCAGAAAUUGGAAGAAAUUCUGCAACAGCGUGAAGAUUUGGAACAAGUGCGACAAGAAUUAUACCAGGAAGAAGCAGCUGAAGUUUAUAAGAGGAAAAUAAAAGAAGAAGCAGAAGAGAAAUUGAGAAGGCAAAAUGAGAUGAAGCAAGAUUUUGAGGAACAAAUGGCCUUGAAAGAACUAAUACAGCAGGCUGCAAAAGAAGAAGAGGAAAUCUUUAGGAAAACCAUGCUAGCUAAACUUGCUGAAGAUGAUCGGAUAGAAUUAAUGAACGCUCAGAAACAAAGGAUGAAGCAGCUGGAACACAGAAGGGCUGUGGAGAAACUUAUUGAAGAGCGUCGUAACCAGUUCCUUGCCGACAAGCAACGUGAACUGGAAGAAUGGCAGUUGCAGCAAAAAAGACAAGGGCGUAUCAAUGCAAUUAUUGAAGAAGAAAGACUAAAACUUCUAAAAGCACAUGCUACAAAAUUACUAGGAUAUCUCCCUAAAGGAGUAUUUAAAACAGAAGAUGAUGUUGAUAUGCUUGGUGAAGAGUUUAGGAAAGUGUAUCAGAAAAGGAAUGAAAUUUGUGAAGAGAAGUGAUAACAAGAUUUGGUAAAACCUGGGUGCUUUCGUACGUAACCACUAGAUGUCAGUGUAACUUUUGUUUUAUAAUUUAGUGACAGUAGGAAUCCACUGUGUUACUGGAAUUUUCUAAAACAUCACCUUAUUUCAUAAUUCAUAAAAAAUUGCCAGAUAAAAAUUAAACAGCUGAAUGUCUUUAUCUGCAAAAUUGUUUUUAUUAUUGUACUGAUAAUUUGAAGGUCUCAAUUUUAUAACAUCACCCCGUGUUAUAACAGUCUCUCUAUAUGUAAGUAUAGGCCCAAUCUAGGAGGCCAAUUUUUUACUACGUCCUUUAUUGUCCAGAGACCUUUCUGUACCCCAUCCUGAAGAAAAUCUAUUCAUGUUGACUUAUAAAGGCUUUGGGCCACAGUGAA